CCGCUCCUCUCCCCGCAGGCGAGGUCCGCGGCGUGCUCGCGCCCGCACCCGUCCGGGCACCCGCUCUCACCCUAGCUACCCCGCCUUUCCGCCCCGCGAUGUCGCGCCGUAAGCCGGCGUCGGGCGGUGUGGCUCCUGCGAGCCCGGCACCCAGGAGGCAGGCCGUUUUGAGCCGGUUUUUCCAACCCGCUGGAAGCCUGAAAUCUACCUCGUCCCCGACUGGCGCUGCCGACCAGGCCGACUCUGCCUCCUCAGCCUCCUCAGCGCCCCCAGCGUCCACCGUCGUGCCUGCGUCAGCGCCGCCGCAGGCUGCGAAUACUGACAGAAGGAAGAAGAGACCAGCGGAGAACGCUGCGCCUCUCAAGAAGAAAGCCAAGAGAGUCCAGGAACGGGGAGGCGGAGGGGACUCGGCGGUGGCAGAGUCCGGCGACGCUGAGCCAAAGAGAUGUCUGAGGACCAGGAUCGCUUCACAGUCUCUGGAAAAACUGAAAGAAUUCUGCUGUGAUUCUGCCCUCCCUCAAAAUAGAGCCCAGGCAGAACCUCGUCAGGGGAGAUUCGAAGUUCUGCCAAAAUGUACUGAUUUUGAGGAUAUCAGUCUUCAGCGUGCAAAGAAUGCCGUUUCUUCUGAAGAUCCCAAAUCGAAAAGUAAUCAGAAGGACAGUGUGUCUGGGCCCAAGAGUUUCCAGAAGCCCUCUGACCCCAGAGCCCUGAACAAGCGCUCCAAGAGCGUCUACACGCCGCUGGAGCUGCAGUACCUGGAGGUGAAGCAGCAGCACCCAGAUGCGGUUCUGUGUGUGGAGUGUGGGUAUAAGUACAGAUUCUUUGGGGAAGACGCAGAGAUAGCUGCCCGGGAACUCAAUAUCUACUGCCACCUGGACCACAGCUUCAUGACGGCCAGCAUUCCCACGCAUCGGCUCUUCGUCCAUGUGCGGCGCCUCGUGGCCAAGGGCUACAAGGUGGGAGUUGUGAAGCAGACGGAAACAGCAGCUCUGAAGGCUGUUGGCGACAGCAGAAGUUCCCCCUUUGCCCGGAAGUUGACUGCUCUGUACACGAAGUCGACGCUCAUUGGGGAAGAUGUGAGUCCUCUCAGCAAGCUGGAUGACGGGGCUGUCGGUGUGGACGAGGUGACCACUGAUGCUUCUGCUGGCUAUCUCCUGUGCAUCUGUGAAGAUAAGGACAGCGCCAAGGGCAAGAGAAAGGGCAGCGUUUUCAUAGGCGUUGUGGCCGUGCAGCCCGCCACCGGGGAGCUGCUGCUGGACGCCUUCCAGGACACUGCACUGCGCCUGGAGCUGGAGACAAGGCUGUGCAGCCUGCAGCUGGCUGAGCUGCUGCUCCCUGAGCGCCUGUCGGAGUCCACAGAGGCGCUGGUGCGCAGGGCUGCUGCCUCGGGUUUGCGGGAUGACAGAAUUCGAGUGGAGAGGAUGGAUAAUGUUUAUUUUGAAUACAGCCAUGCUUUCCAGGUGGUCACAGAGUUCUACACAAAGGACCCAGUGGAUGUCAGAGGUUCUCAAAGUUUUUCUGGCAUCAUUAACUUGGAGAAACCUGUGAUUUGCUGUUUGGCUGCCAUAAUAAGAUACCUCAAAGAGUUUAACUUGGAAAAGAUACUCUCCAAACCCGAACAUUUCUGGGGCUCCGCGACUCACAGGAAACCCACCCAGACGGCACCCCCGAGGAAGGUCCAGAUGUCUGCUGAGCGCCUGCUGAGUGGAGUGGAGGCCCUGAGUGCUUCCACACGAGGGUCGCCGACAGAUGGCCCUUGCUCCAAGGAGUGCGCUCGGAAUUUUAAACAGCUGUCUAGUGAAAUGGAGCUAAUGACGAUGAACGGAACAACAUUAAGGAAUCUGGAAAUCCUACAGAAUCAGACUGACGGGAAGAGCAAGGGAAGUUUGCUGUGGGUGUUAGACCACACGCACACAGCGUUUGGGAGGCGGCUGCUGAGGAAGUGGGUGACCCAUCCGCUCCUCAGAUUAAGCGAGAUAAAUGCUCGACUCUGCGCUGUCUCGGAAGUGCUGGGCUCCGAGUCCAGCGUGUUUGCCCAGAUCGAAAGCCUCCUGCAGAAGCUGCCUGACAUGGAGAGAGGACUCGGGAGCAUUUACCACAGAAAAUGUUCUACCCAAGAGUUCUUCUUGAUCGUCAGAACCCUGUGUCACCUGAAGUCAGAGCUACAAGUGUUAAUGCCCGUGGUGAAUUCGCAUGUGCAGUCAGACUUGCUUCGGAUGAUUGUUUUGGAAAUCCCAGAGCUCCUCAGUCCUGUGGAACAUUACUUAAAAAUACUCAGCGAACAGGCUGCCAAAAUUGGGGAUAAAACUGAAUUAUUCAAAGACCUUUCUGACUUCCCUUUAAUAAAAAAGAGGAAGGAUGAAAUUCAAGACGUCACUGCCAAGAUCCAAACACAUUUGCAAGAAAUACGAAAAAUACUAAAAAACCCUUCAGCGCAGUAUGUGACAGUUUCGGGACAGGAGUUCAUGAUUGAAGUAAAGAACUCUGCUGUGUCGUGCAUACCGCCUGACUGGGUGAAGGUUGGAAGCACGAAGGCUGUGAGCCGCUUCCACUCUCCCCUGGUGGUGGAGAGCUACCGACUCCUGCAGCAGCUCCGCGAGCAGCUGGUCCUGGACUGCAACGCCGAGUGGCUCCGCUUCCUGGAGAGUUUUGGUGAACAUUAUCACUCUCUGUGUAAAGCAGUACGUCACCUAGCAACCAUUGAUUGUAUUUUCUCCCUGGCCAAGGUUGCUAAGCAAGGAGAUUACUGCAGGCCAAUGGUAAAAGAAGAAAGGAAAAUCAUAAUAAAAAAUGGAAGGCACCCUGUGAUCGACGUGUUGCUGGGAGAGCAGGAUCAGUACGUCCCUAACAGCACCCGUCUGUCAGAGGACUCGGAGAGAGUCAUGAUCGUCACCGGCCCCAACAUGGGUGGGAAGAGCUCCUACAUCAAGCAGGUGGCCCUGAUCACCCUCAUGGCCCAGGUGGGCUCCUACGUUCCUGCGGAGGAGGCGACGGUGGGCAUCGUGGAUGGCAUUUACACCAGGAUGGGCGCUGCGGACAGUAUAUACCAAGGACGGAGCACCUUUAUGGAGGAGCUGACGGACACGGCAGAGAUCAUCCGGAAGGCAACGCCGAGGUCCCUGGUGAUCCUGGAUGAACUGGGGCGAGGCACGAGCACACACGAUGGGAUCGCCAUCGCGUACGCCACCCUGGAGUAUUUUAUUAGAGACGUAAAAUCCCUAACCCUGUUCGUCACCCAUUACCCACCGCUGUGCGAGCUGGAAAGGAGCUACCCGGGCCAGGUGGGGAAUUACCACAUGGGCUUCCUGGUGACCAAGGACGAAGGCCAGGCAGGUCCAGGCAAAGAGGAAGUCCCUGAUUUUGUGACUUUUCUUUAUCAAAUAACCAGAGGAGUUGCAGCAAGGAGUUACGGCCUAAACGUGGCUAAGCUAGCAGAUGUUCCUGGAGAAGUCCUGAAGAAAGCAGCUCACAAGUCCAAGGAGCUGGAAGGGUUAAUAAACAUGAAAAGGAAAAGGCUGAAGUCUUUUUUGAAAUUGUGGACAACACAUAGUACGGAAGACCUUCGAGAGUGGAUGGACGAGUUUGAAGUAGAAGAAACACAGACUUCUCUUCCUGAUGAGCCUGUGGACCGCUCUUUGGAAGAAACAGCGGAGAGUUAGAAACACCCACCACCGUCUAAAACAGGUGCCCAGCAGCGCCCAUCUGGCACAGGAGAGCACCGCAUCCCGGCCGCAGCGGUCCGUUUGGGAGAUGGAUUUCUUCCUUUUGUGAAGGAAACGAUGCUCAGGUUCCUUCCCCUCCGCCUUUUCAGAUAGCAAGGCUCCCUCUGUGACCGGAAAUCUCCUGGAUGGGGCUCCACAAGGUGACACCUCUUCGGUUAGUGCCUGUUCUGUUUGCACGAGAUAAUGUUAAAAGCCACCAAUUCUUCAUGUGCAGAAUAAUUUUUGAUAAAAAUAGAAUUAUGAAGCUCUUAGAAACUAGAGCCCAGUGCCCUGGAAGAAUAAAGUCAUAUGAAAUUUGCAGAGUUA
Messenger RNA from Heterocephalus glaber (naked mole-rat), 4028 nucleotides. The record is from RefSeq and is a predicted model, not a curated record. NCBI's taxonomy places the organism in Eukaryota, Metazoa, Chordata, Mammalia, Rodentia, Bathyergidae.